Molecule: messenger RNA, 2013 nt
Organism: Zeugodacus cucurbitae (melon fly)
Lineage: Eukaryota; Metazoa; Arthropoda; Insecta; Diptera; Tephritidae
Product: plasma membrane ascorbate-dependent reductase CYBRD1
Exons: 4
Coding region: 583-1614 (343 amino acids)
Molecular function (GO): oxidoreductase activity
Source: RefSeq, a predicted model, not a curated record
AUUUUCAUGUUUUCAUAAGUAGAAAAAAAAUUCCGAAAUACAAAAUACAAAAAUAAAAGUAACAACAAAACGUUAAGCAUUAAACGCAUGCCAAACGAUCGAGUGUAAUUUUCGCUGCAAAACUUUCCUAGUUAAAACGCGAGCCUGCAUUGCGAGUGAAUCGAACAUUAUGCGCGUUGGUUAAUUGCAGUGAAUAUAGGAAAGCAUAAAAAAAUAAAAAUAAAAUAAAUAAAUAAAAACAACAAAAUAAAUAUAUAAAAACAACAACAACAAAGAAUUUCGAAAAGUAAAAUUAAGUAAAAACCGACGAGCCCAAUUAAUUGCCGUACUUGCUUGUUAUUGUUUCGAUUUUUGUUGUUGUACAACAACAUAUAGUGUUUGUUGUUGUUGGCUAACCGUGUGCAUUGCAGAAUUGCGUGCGACACACAAAGCAAAAACCGUUCGUUGCACAAAAGAUUGCAGCGAAAAUAUUUCAAAAAUCACAGAAAAUAAAAAAACUCAAUUUGCACAAACCACAACAAUAACAAUAAAAAAAAUAAAACAACAAAAACAAAUUAAGUAGCAGUAGUAUAUAUAGAAAUCAUGCCGUCCGAAAACGAUAAAGAUAUUGAAAUCGGCAACAAAGUGGAAAAUGUUGUUGCUGUUGCCAGCGAUAAUGUGGACAGCGCCACCCCCGUCGCCGUUGCGCCCACCGCCGUUGUCGUAGUGGCCGUCAAGCCAGUGGCGGAGCAAUCGGUUGAAGCCACAACGAAUGGUAAUACUGUAACAGCGCCGACUGCAACGGUAAAUAAGGAGCAAGAGCAAGAGCAGCAGCAGCAGCAGCCGAAACAAGAAACCGGUGGCUUGCAGGCCAACAUAGAGCCGAUGCAACAAUCUAAUGCAGGCAAAAUGGAUGAGGACGCCACACUGACGAACUUCAAAGUGUUGUAUGUGGUAACACAAUUGUGCGGCUUGACGAUGAUCAUUUUGGUUGGCUGUUGGGUUGGCAUACAUUUUGGCGGUGUUGGCGGCACCGACAAUCCCAAACUCGAAUUCAAUUGGCAUCCGUUAUUUAUGACAAUCGGCCUAUUAUUCUUAUACGGCAAUUCCAUACUCGUUUACCGCGGCUUCCGUAAUGUGCGCAAGAAGACGCUGAAAUUAGCACAUGCCGGCAUACAUUUGACAGCCUUCGUAUUGACCGUUAUUGCACUGAUCACCGUCUUCGAUUCGCACAAUCUGGCCAAUCCACCAAUACCGAAUAUGUACUCGUUGCACUCGUGGAUGGGCAUGGGCGCUGUCAUUGUCUUCGGCUUGCAGUAUGUCGCUGGAUUUACAGCUUAUCUCGCACCCGGCUGGCGGGAGGCACUCAAGGUCGCCUACAUGCCAUUGCACAUCUAUUUCGGACUCUUCGGCUUCGUCUUGGCCAUAGCUAGUGCGCUAAUGGGCAUCACUGAGAAGGCUAUAUUUGCUAUACCCGAUUAUUCCUCGUUUUCGAGUGCUGGCGUUAUGGCUAACACUAUCGGCUGUUUUUAUGUGAUUUUCGGCGCUUUGGUGGUGUAUCUGGUAACCGAGGGUUCUUACAAGCGUAAACCCAUACCAGAGGAUACGGUGCUCUUAACUGGUGUUAAUGAAUAAAUCUGUUUUCUUUUUGGACAAGCAGCUGAUUUGUUUGGGAUGUGUACAGCUGUGCGGUUAAAUAGUCGAAAAGUUGAAUGAAACUCAAUGUUCUUACUUUCCAUUUAUGUUUCUAUCUUUUAAUGUGCUAUGUAUGUAACUAUGUUAUUUGCUAAGACAACGAUACAAAUCACGAAUUUGCAAAGAGAUAGAGGGGGGUUUCAAAAUGCGUACAUACAUACAAAUACUGUUAUAAUAUUUUAUAUGUAGGUUUGUAAUGUAACGGGUGCUUAUUUUAAUGUGUGUACUAUUUUGGUGCUUAAUUUAAGUAAUUUUUGUUUUCUGAAAAGUUUUUCUGUUUUACAUAAAUAUUUAUAAAUAUUUUUAUAUACACAUUUACAUACCAUAGUUACUUACUAA